Molecule: messenger RNA, 460 nt
Organism: Engraulis encrasicolus (European anchovy)
Lineage: Eukaryota; Metazoa; Chordata; Actinopteri; Clupeiformes; Engraulidae
Product: nectin-4-like
Exons: 3
Coding region: 8-460 (150 amino acids)
Biological process (GO): homophilic cell-cell adhesion; heterophilic cell-cell adhesion
Cellular component (GO): adherens junction
Source: RefSeq, a predicted model, not a curated record
AGCAACCAUGGAUAGUAACUUGGGAUUCCUUAUUCUAACAGCAUCACUGUGUCUAUGUCGAGUUUGUUGUGUGUUUGCCGACUUCGUGGAGCCUCCGGAGUCGUACACCCUCACCUCGGUUGCCGAGCGGGAGACGCGGUUGCCGUGCCGAUAUGAGGUGCCGCAGGGCUCCAGCGUGGUGCAGGUCAACUGGAAUAAGGAGCAGCCGGAUGGAUCCCUAGAACUCAUCAUCACUGCACACCACACGGAGGGGACAGUGGUGGGUCACUUGGCCACGCGAGUGCGUUUCGCCUCUAAAGACCCCCUGCGGGACUCCUCCCUGCUCAUCCUGGACACGGAGACCUCGGACGAAGGACGCUACACCUGCCAGGUCAUCACCUACCCCUCUGGCACCGUGCAGAGGACUCUCAGCCUCAUUGUUACUCCUCCCAAGGCACAACGAGACGCAGGUUUUCUUUAA